CCCCGCCCUCAGCAAAGACACUGUUUCCCUGUGCACCGGCCUCGCCCAGCUCCUGUCUGCUCUGUGCACCCCUCAUUCUCCCCAUGGCCGCCUCCUCUGCACGGCCCGCCAUGCUGGCCCUGAGUGGGCUGGUGCUGCUCCUGCUCCUGUGCCUUGGUCCAGGUGGCACAAGUGGAAACAAACUCCAGCGGAUGCUGCAGGAAGGGGAAGCCCCUGCUCCAACCAAGGCGAACGUGGCCAUGGGCGAGAACAAGGCCAAAGAGUUCCUGGGUGGCUUCCGGCGCCAGCGGCGGCAGCUGUGGGACCGGACGCGGCCCGAGGUGCAGCAGUGGUACCAGCAGUUCCUCUACAUGGGCUUCGACGAGGCGAAAUUCGAAGAUGAUAUCACCUACUGGCUGAACAGAGACCGGAACGGACACGACUACUAUGGUGACUACUACCAGCGUCACUAUGACGAGGACGUGGCCAUCGGUCCUAGGAGCCCUGACAGCUUCAGGCACGGGGCCAGUGUCAACUAUGACGACUACUAACGGUCCUUGCUGCACGGCCCUCAAGGCUAUGCCUGCCCCCAGGGCCCCCUGGGGUCCCUGUGAUGGGCCUUCCCCUGCGCUUCAUUUCUGUGCCCUUCAGCCCGUCUGUGGGACCAGAGCUAAAGCAGAGAAUGCAGCCCUGGCGCCUAAGCAUGGAGUUCCCCUCAACGUGGAAGUAAAAGCAUUUUCUCAAA
Molecule: messenger RNA, 724 nt
Organism: Cavia porcellus (domestic guinea pig)
Lineage: Eukaryota; Metazoa; Chordata; Mammalia; Rodentia; Caviidae
Gene: Ecrg4
Product: ECRG4 augurin precursor
Exons: 4
Coding region: 84-530 (148 amino acids)
Biological process (GO): G1 to G0 transition; regulation of cell population proliferation; anaphase-promoting complex-dependent catabolic process
Source: RefSeq, a predicted model, not a curated record